This is a messenger RNA of Pongo pygmaeus (Bornean orangutan), 5095 nucleotides long. It is a transcript of the gene OR4D1, whose product is annotated as olfactory receptor family 4 subfamily D member 1. NCBI's taxonomy places the organism in Eukaryota, Metazoa, Chordata, Mammalia, Primates, Hominidae. The coding region runs from base 681 to 1613 and encodes 310 amino acids. Gene Ontology annotation, molecular function: olfactory receptor activity; G protein-coupled receptor activity. The record is from RefSeq and is a predicted model, not a curated record. Gene Ontology annotation, cellular component: membrane. The transcript has 4 exons. Gene Ontology annotation, biological process: G protein-coupled receptor signaling pathway.
CCCCAAGGAAUUUCCCUUUCCUUCAGGCCAAUCCUAUAUGUGUUCCUAGUCUGAGAGAGGCCAGGAGAAGAAUGGAGCUACAGGAGAAGAGUGACCUGGGAGAUGGGAGGCUCUAAGUCCUCUUGGCCACUGUGGGCUGGAGGAAGAUGAUGGCCCCAGUGUCUUUCCCAUGGACAAAGCCUAUCCUCUCACAGCAGUCUGGCCCAUCCAAGCACCCUGUCCACCAUUAAGCAAUCACACAUUCUUUUGGGAACCAACUAUGAGACAGGGUCUGUGUGUACCACGUACUGUGUAAUACUUAACGUAUUGGAUUUGCACUGAAAUUACAACACACGUGAGCAGACAGAGCCAUCCUCAUGAAAAAAUACCAAGGCAUAGCAACAUUAUGGAAGAGCUAAUUACUCUUGAAACUUCAAGGGAGGGUAGAAUUCAGACAGGUGAACAGGACAGAAAAGCAAUUCAGAUGCGGCACUGACUGGAUGAAGGCACUGAGACCUGAGGGACCGAGGAAGAGAUAAGUUUCGCUGAAGCUGAAUCUUCUUAGAGGGGAGCAGAGAUAAGAUCAGCUGGAGUGCAGUGGCCAUAAUAGCUCACUGCAGCCUUGAUCUCCUGGGCUCAAGCAAUCCUUCCAUCUCAGCCUCCUGAAUAGCUGAGACUACAGGAACGUGGGGGAAGAUCCUAUGGAACCACAGAACACCACACAGGUAUCAAUGUUUAUCCUCUUAGGGUUUUCACAGACCCAGGAGCUCCAGAAAUUCCUGUUCCUUCUGUUCCUAUUAUUCUAUGUCACCACCAUUGUGGGACACCUCCUUAUCAUGGUCACAGUGACUUUUGACUGCCGGCUCCACACACCCAUGUAUUUUCUGCUCCGAAAUCUAGCUCUCAUAGACCUCUGCUAUUCCACAGUCACCUCUCCAAAGAUGCUGGUGGACUUCCUCCAUGAGACCAAGACAAUCUCCUACCAGGGCUGCAUGGCCCAGAUCUUCUUCUUCCACCUUUUGGGAGGUGGGACUGUCUUUUUUCUCUCAGUCAUGGCCUAUGACCGCUACAUAGCCAUCUCCCAGCCCCUCCGCUGUGUCACCAUCAUGAACACUCAAUUGUGUGUGGGCCUGGUAGUAGUCACCUGGGUGGGGGGUUUUGUCCACUCCAUUGUCCAACCGGCUCUGAUACUUCCACUGCCCUUCUGUGGCCCCAACAUCCUAGAUAACUUCUACUGUGAUGUUCCCCAAGUACCGAGACUUGCCUGCACUGAUACCUCCCUCUUGGAGUUCCUCAUGAUCUCCAACAGUGGGCUGCUAGUUAUCAUCUGGUUCCUCCUCCUUCUGAUCUCUUAUACUGUCAUCCUGGUGAUGCUGAGGUCCCACUCAGGAAAGGCAAGGAGGAAGGCAGCUUCCACCUUCACCACCCACAUCAUCGUGGUGUCCAUGAUCUUCAUUCCCUGUAUCUAUGUCUACACCUGGCCCUUCACCCCAUUCCUCAUGGACAAGGCUGUGUCCAUCAGCUACACGGUCAUGACCCCCAUGCUCAACCCCAUGAUCUACACCCUGAGAAACCAGGACACGAAAGCAGCCAUGAGGAGAUUAGGCAAAUGCCUAGUAAUUUGCAGGGAGUAAACUUUAAGUAAGUUGACUUUAAAUGACAAAUUUCUCUGGAUUUUUAUUUUCCCACAUGAAAAAUGGAGGAAAGUCUUUAUAAAGCAUAACAAAUCAGUUUACACUUAUAUUUCUUGAGGACCUACUGCUGUGUCAAGUACUGUGUUAAGCACUUCCAUGCUUUUUUUUUUUUUCUUUAGAUGUAGUCUUGCUCUGUCACGCAGGCUGGAGUGCAGUGGUGCAGUCUAGGCUCACUGCAACCUCCACCUCCCGGGUUCAAUGAUUCUCCUGCCUCAGCCUCCCACGCAGCUGGGAUUACAGGCACCCGCCACCAAGCCCGGCUAAUUUUUGUAUUCUUAGUAGAGACGGGGUUUCAUCACAAUGACCAGGCUGGUCUCGAACUCCUGACCUCAGGUGAUCCACCCGCCUUGGCCUCCCAAAGUGCUGGGAUUACAGGCAUGAGCCACAGCGCCCGGCCUAACACUUCCACACUUUUAUUUCAUUACUUUUCAUGAAACCGACAGUGGAUGUAUUAUUAUUGUUGUUAAACAGUUUUACAAAUGAGAAAACGCAGAGAGAAGUGAAUUGCUCAAAGGUGAACAGUAAGUGAGUGGCAGAGCUUGCCCUGGAACCUGGUUCUUCUGACUCCAAGUUUAGAGGCAAGAAAUAGGAAUGGGAUUUGAAACUCAGAGUUUCCUGCGACCACAAGAGAAAACCUAGAGAGGUCUUCGCCUAUAGAGAAGUAUCUGUGAUGAAUGGUCAACUUCAUCUUAACUCUGGGACAGUUACAUUCUUUUCUGCUCCCCACCUCCCUGCCUCAUUCCCCACUGUGGAAUUUAGAAAGUUAUCUCGCCCUCUCGUCUCCCCCACAAAAAAUGUUUGAGCCGCCGCUGCCGGGUUGCCAGCGGAGUCGCGCGUCGGGAGCUACGUAGGGCAGGGAACGCAUGGCUUCUGUUUUCGUCCGAAGAGGAGGGGCCAGCGGUGGCGGUCGGGCCGGGUCCGGCGCCUGGGGACGCCGAGGCGGCCGCGGAGGAGCGCCGCGUCAAGGUCUCUAGCCUGCCCUACAGUGUGGACGCGCUCGUGUCCGACAAGAAGCCUCCCAAGUAGGCAUCCCCAAUGCCGGCCGAAAGCGCCUUGGCCGGGGCCACCCUGCGGCUACUGCUGCUGCCGGGGCACGGCGCUCGGGAAGCGCACAGCCCCGGGCCGCUGAUCAAGCCCUUCGAGACCGCCUCGGUCAAGUGGGAAGACUCCCUAAGACGCAGCGGCGUGGAUGCAGGGACCGGCUGAUAUUUGCCGCCGCCAAGACACACGAGCCCUACCACCUGCACCCUGAGAAAACACAAGACCAAUCCGAAGCCCCGCACAGCCUUUACAACGUCCCAGCUCCUCGCUCUGGAGCGCAAGUAGCGCCAGAAACAGUACCUCUCCGUUGCAGAGGGUGCGGACUUCUCCAGCUCUGCGAACCUCACGGAGACUCAGGUCAAAAUCUGGUUCCCGAACCGAAGGGCCAAGGCGAAAAGACUGCAGGAGUCAGAACUGGAAAAGCUGAAAAUGGCUGCAAAACCUAUGCUACCCUCCAGCUUCAGUCUCCCUUUCCCCAUCAGCUCGCCCCUGCAGGCAGCGUCCAUAUACGGAGCAUCCUAUCCGUUCCAUAGACCUGUGCUUCCCAUCCCGCCCGUGGGACUCUAUGCCACGUCAGUGGGAUAUGGUAUGUACCACCUGUCCUAAGAAGGACCAGAUCAAUAGACUCCAUGAUGGAUGUUUGUCUCAAAGGGUUUCCUCUCCCUCUCCAAGAAGGCAGGACCAGCCAAUACUCCUGCUCUGCUAACCCUGCGUGCACCACCGUAAGCGGCUAGGCCGACAGGGCCACACGACAUAAUUGAAAUUUGUUCUUUAGGCGGAGGCACCAAGCCUUGUUUUCUUGCUGUAAUCUUCCAGAUGCCCCCUUCUCCUUUCACAAAGAUUGGCUCUGAUGGUUUUUAUGUAUAAAUAUAUAUAUAUAAUAAAAUAUAAUACAAUACAUUUUUAUACAGUAGACGUAAAAAUUCAAAUUAUUUUAAAAGGCAAAAUUUAUAUACAUAUGUGCUUUUUUCUAUAUAUCACCUUCUUAAAGAGACUGUGUAAGUCCAUUUGUUGUAUUUUCUUAAAGAAGGAGACAAAUUAUUUGCAAAACUUGCCAAAGUCAAUUAUUUUGAUGAGAUUAUUGACUUCUGCUUAUGGAAAACAAAUAUUAGAAUUGGACACAAUGCACAUAUGGAGAGGUUAUUCAAAGUGAAGGGGACACAUCACAUUUCUGCAUUUUACUUGCAUUAAAAGAAACCUUUUUAUAUGCUACCAUAUUUGUUCCUAUCUCUCCCCACCCCCCACCCCCCUCCCACACACACAUUUUUACAGUUUUACCUUUUUGAAGAAUUUUUUUUGUAAGACCAAUAAGCGGGAUGAGAAGAAUCCUGAGAAUGCCUGGAGGUGAGGUAGAAAAUUAGAAAUACUUCCUAAUUCUUCUCAAGGCUGUUGCUUUACUUCAUUUCAGAUAAUUGGAGAGUAAAAAGUUAAAGCCUGUUGGGAGGAGUUGAUAGUUUCUGAGAAAUACUAGGUACAUUCAUCCUCACAGAUUGCAAAGAUGAUUUGGGUGGGGGACAUAGUAAUUUUCUGCUUAAAAUAUGAGUACCUUGUAACCGUUACCUAUAUGCUAAAUAUUCUUGAACAAUUAGUAGAUCCAGAAAGAAAAAAAAUUAUGCUUUCUCUGUGUGUGUACCUGUUGUAUAUGCUAAACUUAUUAGAAAAUUUUAUAUACUUUUUAACAUGUCGAGGGCAGACGAUAAAGCCAUGUUUUGACUUGGUGAAAAUGGAGUUACCAAAACAGCCCAUUAAGCUCCCUGGUAUUUCACCUUCCUCUCCAUCUCUCCCCUCCCUCCAGUAUGCCUUUACCCCUUUGAAAGGGUGCCUUGUACAAUUGUAUAUAUUUUAUUGAAGAGUUAUUAUCUCUUAUUCUGAAUUAAAUUAAACAAUUGUUUUAUUGCAAAAAAAAAGAAGAGAAAGUUACCUCACUUUUAGCAUUGUCUAAAUAGUUCCCCAAAAGGCAUUUGCCCUUUGUUUUUGUUCCAUCUUUACUAAAUACUCUUUGGAUAAUCUUCACAUUGUGCUACUUAGCUGAAAUGGCUUAAAUAUGUCCCCUUCAAAAUUCAGGUAUUGAAAUUUAAUGAUCAAUGUGAUGGUGUUAAGAGGUGAAGCCUUUAAGAGGUGAUUAGGCCAUGAGGAUUCCUCCCUUAUUAAUGGGAUUAAGGCCAUUAUAAAAGAAACUUCAUGCAGCAUUAGGCUCGCUAGCCCUUUGGUCUUCUGCCAUAUGAGGACACAGCAUUCCUCCCCUCUGAAGGAUGCAGCAACAAGGUGCCAUCUUGGAAGCAGAGAACAGCCCUCACCAGAUAACCAAACCUGUUGGAACCUUAAUCUUGGACUGUCAAGCCUCCAGAACUGCAAAAGAAUAAAUUUCUGUUCUUUACAAA